ACGUACACCCGUGCACGGAUGGGGCUCUCCAUUCUCAGCCACGAUCGGCCGCCUCCCGACGUGGUCCCCGCUCUGCCAAGCUGCCAAGUGCGAAACGCUCCUCCCCGUCAAGGCUGCUUCUUCAAGUGCUUGCCUUCCAAACAUUUCUUCCCGUGCCGUGGCCACGCUUCGUGCUGCUGCCUCGUGAGUCGUGAGCGUGUCUCCACCGCCAGCCGCGCCAUUCCCCCUGCCUGGCUCCGACACGGCGACACCCCGGCCCUCCACGCGCGCGCCCGACGGAACGGAAUGCCGGCGGAGCGCGUCGACGUCGCGGUCCUCUCGAGGACGCUGGUGCGGGCGUCCGACCCGCCGCGGGGCUUCCCCGCGGUCCUCCCGGUCUCCAACCUCGACCUCAUCCUCGGCUCCUUCCACAUCUACCUCGUGUCCGUCUACCCCGCCCCGGCCGCGGGCUUCCCCGCCGUGGCCGCGGCCGCGCGCGCCGCCCUGCCGGCCUUCCUCUCCCGCUUCUUCCCCUUCGCCGGCCGCGUCGUGGCCGACGCCUCCACCGGCGUGCCCGCGAUCGCCUGCGACAACGCCGGCGCGGAGCUCGUGGUGGCGGAGGCCGCGGCGCGGCUGGCGGACGUCGACUUCACCGACGCCGGCCGCUCGCUCGCCCGCCUCGCCGUGCCGUUCCAGCGCGGCCUCGCGCUGUCGCUGCAGCUCGUCCGGUUCGCCUGCGGCGGGUUCGCGCUCUCGUGGGGCACCGACCACCUGCUCGCCGACGGCCACGGCAUCACGGCGCUGCCCAACGCGUGGGCGGAGCUGCUCCGCACCGGCGGCCUCUCGUGGGAGCCGCACCACGAGCGGGCGUCCCUCUUCCGCCCGCGCUCGCCGCCGCGGUUCAGCCCGUCGCUGGACGCCGAGUUCACGCGGUACGCGCCGGCGCGCCUCCCCAACGCGCUCCUCGCGGCCGCCCUCGUGCGCCGCAACUACGUGGUCGCCGCCGCGGACGUCGCCCGCCUCCGCGCCGCGGCCAGCACCCCGGCCCGCCGCGCCACCCGGCUCGAGGCCCUGUCCGCGCACGUCUGGAAGCUGCUCGCCGCGGCCGCGCGCGGCUCCGACGAGCGCUGCUGCCGCAUGGCGUGGCUCGUCGACGGCCGGCCCCGCCUCGACCCCUCCAGAUUCGACGCCGGCACCGUGCGCCGGUACCUCGGCAACGUGAUCACGUACGCGUCGCGGGAGGCGGCCGUGGACGCCGUGUCGUCGUCCCCGCUGCCCGAGGUGGCGGCGAUGGCGGGCGCGGCCAUCGCGGGGGUGUUCCGGUCGGAGCGGUUCGAGGAGCUGGUGGACUGGAUGGAGGCGCGCAAGGGGGUGUUCCGGGAGGGCGGCAAGUGGACGGAGGCGGUGGGCGUGGGCACGGGGAGCCCCGCGCUGGUGGUCUCGGCGUUCGUGGCGUUCCGCGUGGAGGGGGACUUCGGGUUCGGGCGCCCGCGGCUGGUGAUGCCGUGGGUGCGCCCGGGGCGGCUGGGCUCGGCGGCCAUGACGGUGGCGCGGAGCCCGCGGGAGGACGGGUCCUGGGUGAUCACCGCCAGGCUGUGGCCGCGCUUGGCCGACGCCGUGGACGCGGACCCGGAGGCCGUGCUCAAGCCGGCCACGGCCGCGGCGCUCGGGUUCGCCGCGCUCGAGCCGGCAGACGUGGCGCCGCACGCGAGCCGCUUGUGAGGGACGAGCCUACUACCCGUGGCCCUCAGUGCAAGUGCAGGGCGGCUGGGAGCUGUGGCGCCGACACGCUGUACAGUGGCAAUUCUUAAGUCUUCUUGUCCGUGCCAUCUCAAGACAAAAUAUUUUGGACCGUGGUGUUCAAUUACUUUUCCCCCGUGCCGGUCCUUGCGACAAGUUUUCAGUCGUGACCGAACAAGUAGCUGUCCGACUAUCCAGACCUUUUGCAGAAGUGUAUCUUUGCAAGUGAAGGGGUGAUGUCAGGAGAUUAUUCUGUAAUUACCUUUUUCUACAUUUGAAUUAUUCCAGUCCAUCGAUGUGGUAGACGGGAAGAACUUCAUUUUUAUCGGACGUACUAGUAGAGGAUAGCGACUUCUUCGUUGGACA
This is a messenger RNA of Panicum virgatum (switchgrass), 2085 nucleotides long. Its product is annotated as coniferyl alcohol acyltransferase-like. Gene Ontology annotation, molecular function: acyltransferase activity, transferring groups other than amino-acyl groups. NCBI's taxonomy places the organism in Eukaryota, Viridiplantae, Streptophyta, Magnoliopsida, Poales, Poaceae. The transcript has a single exon. The record is from RefSeq and is a predicted model, not a curated record. The coding region runs from base 19 to 1701 and encodes 560 amino acids.